This is a messenger RNA of Onychostoma macrolepis, 3406 nucleotides long. It is a transcript of the gene omgb, whose product is annotated as oligodendrocyte myelin glycoprotein b. The record is from RefSeq and is a predicted model, not a curated record. Gene Ontology annotation, molecular function: protein binding. Lineage: Eukaryota; Metazoa; Chordata; Actinopteri; Cypriniformes; Cyprinidae. Gene Ontology annotation, biological process: neuron projection regeneration. The transcript has 2 exons. Bases 1765 to 2958 code for a protein of 397 amino acids.
CUUCCAGACUUCUAGAAGAAAAAUGAAGCGAUUCAAGAACCUUUAACUGAACCGAAUAUCAUGAAAAUCAUUCCACAACCGGUUCUCGGUUUCCAACACUAACACACUCUGUGCCUAGGGAUCAACACACCUGAAGUACUACUAUUGAGAAAGGUAUGAAGUUAGUACAAGUAGUAUACUGUGUAUCUUCUGCAGAGUGAUGAAUGCAGGGUCUGUGCACCGCCUUCAGCAGAAGUGAGAGGGGAAAUGUCAUAGCUGAGUCAAACUGGGAAACAGACAACAAGGCUAUUUUCUGCCUUUUGAUUUAUUUUCAAGAAGAGUCACUUCAUCAGUUGGUAUUCAGCCAGAGUUCAGUGGUUACUUGAGCCAUUACCUUUAAACUACUAGUUUGUGGGAUGCCAACAACAACGACAACAUUUUUAUUAUUAUCCAAUUGAGACACCACACUAUGGUAAAGCUAUAGUACUUUUUGUUAGGGUUAUAAGGUUUUAAUUUCCUGACAGCAUUCAGUUCUUAUUGGUACUAUUUACUGCUGCAGGUUUUCUGAUUCAAUAGCUCAAACACUCACAAAACUUCACUGUGCUGCUAUGCAGGUGUUCACACAUUUGAUUGGUGUUGCUAUGCUGCUUUGCUCCACUGCUACAUUCACACCUCAUUGGUGCUCUUAAAAUGUGCAACUGAACUUUCAGAACACUAGGGGGAAACAGGUGGGAGCCAAAUGGAGCAUGACAGACCACUGUAACCCAGACCAUCCCAUAUUUAUAUCUAUAGAUGUAUAGCUACAUAGAUAUAAACAUUAAUACAUCUUGCCAAACAGAAUGGAGUUCAUACAAUAUACUCUAAACUAAAAAACUAAAGGGGGUACAUCAACAAGAUGAAUGAAAUGAAUCUGAGAAUAGAGACGAAUACUGAAAUCCUCAAGAAUGAAAUUAAAGAGCGCAUCAACAAAAACAGCUGUCCCUUAAAUGAGGACAUGGCCGUAGAGGCACAUUAAACCACGUCGCCCUGUCUUCUGCAUUUAGCUGCGUCACACACAGAUUAAUUCAGCACCUAACGGUACAGUCGCAAUGGAGCCUGGGUUCAUUUAUCAAAGCAUCGAGCUGUGAGAGUAAUGGGAUUUCUAAAUAUGGCAUGUACACAGACAAUGACAUGUUACAGAAGAACAAAAAGUGAGAGAGAGAGAUUGAGAGAGAAAAAUCAGGGAGAUGAUUUGGUGGCGUGUGCAGAUCCGGAAUAUAAAACACUGAAGUCAGCAUCCACCCCCACCCCCCACCUCCUCCUCCUCCUCAUCAGCAGCAGUAUGGGUUGACUCUGUGCUGCAUUUUGCCACCUCCCCCUCCCACCAUUCGAUGAUCCUUCAUCUCCCUCCUUUGGUCCCUCCUUUCUCUCAGUUUCUACCUCCUCUCACAGACAUCCCUGAAGUAAGUGGUCAGCCAGCAGCAGCGGAGGCUAUCCAGGGGUGCAAACGCUCUGUAUGACCAUGCCUGGACAAAUGGAAAGGCAGGGAAACGGCUAAGAGAGACUCUAAACCAAAGUAACUCUCGGCUGCCAAUGAGAGGAAAAGGAGGGGGUGGGUAGAAGAGGGUGAGCAAGAGCGAAAGCGGACAGGAGUAUGAGACAGUGAAGACGAAACGUGGACCCUGCUGUCAUACAAGACUGGGAAAACAUAAGACACCAAGCAAUCAAAAUCACCUUCUGCUGCUCUAGAUAAAAGGGGGAACAGGAAAGAGAGGUCAGAACGGACAACGACAUGUUCACAAAGUAAUGGAAGGGAUCAGGACAGCCCACACCACACCUGCCUCCAUGCCGACUAACUUGCUGCUCCUGCUUCUGUUCGGGGUGCGUGUGCUGGCCAUUUGCCCACCAAUGUGCACCUGUAGCAGAGGCCAUAGAGCUGUGGACUGCUCUGCACGAGGGUUGGCUAUACUUCCUGACAGCCUGCAGCACAACAUUCAUUUCCUCAACUUGUCACAUAACCGACUCCAAGAUCUCGAUGGACUCCUCAACCAUUUUGACCACUUAAGAACUCUGGACAUCUCAUAUAACCAUCUACACCACCUUCCUGUUGGUCUGCCAAGAGCACUUUGGGAUAUACGCGUCUCUGGAAACUACAUCCGUCAACUGGAGAAGAACGAUACGGCCUACCACUGGAACCUUCAGAAUUUGGACUUGUCACACAACUUGCUGGAACGAGUGGUCUUAAUUAACAACACGUUGUCCAAUCUCCAAUCUCUCAACCUUAGUCAUAACAAAUUCUGGACUGUCCCGACAAACAUGCCCUACAAUUUGGAGAUGGUGGACCUCUCUCACAACUACUUGCUCCAGAUCUUGCCUGGCUCACUGGAUCGCCUUCCCAAACUGACGAGAUUCUACCUGCAUGCUAAUCGUUUUACCUCGUUGAGCGAUGGUGUCUUCAGUCAACUGGAUGGACUGCAGCUCCUCACACUUGGAGACAACCCUUGGGCUUGUGAGGAUGAGGAGAAUAUAAACCAUCUGCUGACCUGGAUGCAACAGACCCCUGCAAAGAUCUCGGGCUGUCCCUGCUACACAAGGCCCACAUGUGGAGAAGCCCACCUGGCCACUAGGAGAACCUGGCACUCAGCCGCAUUCACAGAGCCGCCGCUGGGUUCCGAUUCUCGUCAUCCUGGCCAUCGAGCACCAAUGCAGGUAGUUACUUCUGGGUACCUGUCCAAGUCAGCCCAAUUGAAUGUGGGUCAAUAUCCAAGCGCUGUUAAUACCUCUGGGCCAGGCGAGCAGGUAUUGAUUGUGGGUGGGGCAUUUCUCACAUCAACUCCACAUAGCCUGUCCACACAAUCAAGCACAACAAUCCGAACACGUAGCACCAAGAAGGUCCUUCCCGGCAGAGCUCGCAGCACAAGCCAUCAAAUCCACAUAUGCAGCUUUGAAACCACCAUUUUGAGCCUUUUAUGUACAGUUGUCAUCCUCAGUGCUUGGUGAUUCAGCAUAACAUCUCUUGAACUAGACCUGCUGCCUUGAGUCUGGAAAACAAAACAAAAAAAAUCCACAAAGAAUGCAAAACAAGAGACUUACCUCUUAGGUUUCCAUUUUGACAUUGAUCUGGCUACCUUCUUGAGCAUUUUUCAACAUAUGCAAUCUCUGCCUGCUUCCAAUAAACUUACCGCCUUCUACAUAAUGUGACUGAGUACUGUAUGGCUUACACAUACCAACAUCUAGACAUGUGUACAAGUACACUACAAUUAGCAGUUUCUUAAUGUGGAAAAUUGAAUGUUUUUUCCAGUGUAAUGCUUGAGCAUUGACAGAUUUGUGCAUUUCAUUGUUUAUAUUAUGUAUUAAACAAAACACUUAAAGUGUAAAGCUGAUGUGUUCUAUGAGUACAGACAUGCUGCCUUUAACUAUUGAAAUAAGAAUAAAACUGGAAAACUCA